UCGCAACGUUAAUUUCACCAAUUAGGAUGCUACAAUAUUCUUUAACAUUAGGUAGGUAUAUCUCAACGAUUUCUGGUCCGAGGCAGGACAGCUGCACAUAAAAAUACGUACCCUAACAUUAUAGUUUUUAUUUCGACUCUUCCUGAAACGAACUAAAUAUUCGCUGUUAAUUAAAACCUUAAACAUGUUUUAUCCUUUAGAAUGAUGAUGGGUAAAUGGUUUACGGUGUCGUCGGUUGUUCUCAUUACACUUGCUGCUGUUCAGUUCCAAGUUAUUUUAGCGAAUGAUGACUCAUCCACAUCUGGCGAUGGAGAAGAAGGCGAGGAGGAAAAAAAGUACCGCUAUUUAAAUUUGUUUACUGCCUGGCUCGAGAGACCUCCAUACGCAACAUUACCUCCCAAUGGAUCAUUAGACAACAGUGUCCAUGGAAUGAUUCGAGAGGCACUCUUUCGGUACAUAUCUUAUGACUGCGGCAGUGCUAUCCAUAAAAUAUACAUCCCAAAAACAAAUCGUGCUGACAGCGAAUUUGGCAUGAUCGAGAUGCUGAGGCAAAACAAAGUCCAUCUUGCUAUUCCUGUAUUCGAGCCGAUAAACCGACGGUACAUUGAAUUCCCCUUUCUAAAACUCGUUGAUUACCCUGGGACUGAUUUUAUCACAACAGAGGACGAGACGAAAGGGCUCAACAUUGUUUUGAACGCCGUUCUGAAAUCUUGGCCACUGCUCGCAGUUACUCUGAUCCUCACCGCGAUUGCUGGAGUCAUUAUGUGGGCGCUGGACACGUAUUGGAAUAGUGAAGAGUUUCCUCGUUCAUUUAUCAGAGGCUCUUGGGAUGGAUUCUGGUGGUCCUUCAUUUCUAUGACCACAGUAGGGUAUGGCGACAAAUCUCCAAAGUCUGUCGUAGCUCGAGUUUUUUCCAUCAUCUGGAUCCUGUUAGGCCUCAUUAUCAUGGCGAUUUUUACAGCGAACAUUACCUCCGCUCUGACCGCUCUCUCUUUGCAACUGGAACCAAGUAGCCUCGUUGGUUUAAAGGUUGCAGUGUUAGGCAAUGGAACAGAGUACCAACAUGCACUUGAAGAAGAUGCUAGUCCCACAGUGUACCACAGAAUCGACGACAUGAUUCAGGCUGUCAAAUCAAAACAGGUCGAUGGGAUGUUAUUGGAUCAUUAUGCAGCUUCCUAUUACCAGUCAAGAAACCAACUGCAAUCGCUUCACACAGUCAAAAAGUUAGAGCUUCAAAGAGACGUUGGAAUUCUCUUUAACAGAAAUAGAGAGGAUCUUGCAGAGUGUUUAUUGAAUUAUCACCGUGCAAGUAUUUGGAGUUCGGUUCAAACCAUAACUGCUACGUAUAAGCUUACUAAGCUGAAGCCUUCCAAAAACGUCAACCUGUUUGACGAGUCCUCUCCCUUCAUAAAAACGUUCUUGUACAUUUCGCUUGGGGUAUUGGCUGGAUUGCUGCUGAUUGGAACAUUAUCGAACAUCCUUUUUAGACAGAAGAGAAGGGCCCAACGAACGAAAGUAUUAGGAGUUGCGGCAGUUAAUGAAGGAAUGACAUCAGAUACAAUCAAUGACGACAUUAAAGUGGCAAGACAGCUCCUUCGACAAACCCAAGAACAGUUCGACAAACUGGAACUCCAAGUUUCAAGAUUAAAAUACCAUCAAUAAUUUAUGGUAGUGAGAUGUAAGAAUUCAAACUUGGUGACUUGAAAGUUUCAUUUUAUCAAUUCGAUGCUUCAAUUGUUUGUCGUCUUCCAAAUGUUACCACUUUACUGUUUAAUGGAUUGUAAAUGUGUGAUCUUUCGGAACUAACCGUUUUCAACAGCAAACGGUUUCUUAGUAUACACCUUAUUCCAAAAUGGCCGCAAUUUUA
This is a messenger RNA of Orbicella faveolata, 1867 nucleotides long. RefSeq lists its product as uncharacterized. NCBI's taxonomy places the organism in Eukaryota, Metazoa, Cnidaria, Anthozoa, Scleractinia, Merulinidae. Gene Ontology annotation, cellular component: voltage-gated potassium channel complex; membrane. The record is from RefSeq and is a predicted model, not a curated record. Gene Ontology annotation, molecular function: delayed rectifier potassium channel activity; ligand-gated monoatomic ion channel activity. Gene Ontology annotation, biological process: potassium ion transmembrane transport; action potential.